Molecule: messenger RNA, 1350 nt
Organism: Monoraphidium neglectum
Lineage: Eukaryota; Viridiplantae; Chlorophyta; Chlorophyceae; Sphaeropleales; Selenastraceae
Exons: 2
Coding region: 1-1350 (449 amino acids)
Source: RefSeq, a predicted model, not a curated record
AUGGCCUCGCCGUUCGCUUCGGCGCCAAGCCACUUCCAGUACACGUCGGCGGGGCAGGCCCAACACGUCCACGCCCUCGCGGCGCUGCAGCAACAGCAGCAGCAGCAGCAGCACCAGCACCAGCAGCAGCAGCAGCAGCAGCUGCAGCUGGUCGGGGAGAUGGCGCUCCCGGCGCAGCAGCAGGGCAGCGGCGGCGGCGGCGGCGGCGGCGCGGAGGUGUCCGGCCAGCGCCGGCAGCCGCCCGCGCGGCGGUCCACCUUCACGGCUCCGGCUUCAGGUCCAGGUACCUACGGUUGCAUCCCUAUGCAGCAGCAGCAGCAGCAGCAGCAGCAGCAGCAGCAGCAGCAGCAGCAGCAGCAGCAGCAGCAGCAGCAGCAACCGGCACUCACCGCACUGCAGCAGCAGGCGAUGCUGCAGCAGCAACAGCAGCAGCAGCAGCAGCAGCAGCAGCGGCAAAGUCGGGGCCCUCCGUCCCCCUUGCCGACUGAGCAGCCGCCGCUGCCCCUGCCCAGCCAGCAGAAGCAGCACCACCAGCAACAGCACCUGCACCACCACUACCAGCAGCAGCAGCAGAACCAGCACCCCCAUCAGCUGCAGCAGCAGUACUCGUCCAGCUUCCCACGCGUGCACAGCUUGGACAGACACUUCAAAAAGCACCAGAACGGGCGCAGCCGCGCACAGCAGCGGCAGGACGCAAUCUCUGCCGCCGCGGCCGCCGCCGCAGCAGCCGGCUACCCGGGCUAUGCGUCCCCCCAGCACGGCGGCGCCGCGCCCGCCGUCGUGCCGCUGUCCGCGCAGCAGUUUGCGGACGGGCUCAGCGCGGGUGCGAGCGUCUCGGCGGCGGGCGCGUUUUCGAGCGGCCGCAACCUGCGGGCCAGCUGCGGGAGCAACCUUGGCUUGGGGGACCCUAUGGACGCGUAUGUGGGCACGUUUGGGGUGGGCGGUGCCGCCCCGCAACCCAGCGAGGUCAGCGCCACGCGGCAGAUGCGCCUGCGGCAGGCCGUCGCGGCGGCCGCGCAGCAGCAGCAGCAGCAGCAGCAGCAGCAGCAGCAGCAGCAGCAGGGCGGCGCGGGCGGGGCCAGCGGCGGCGGCGGGCAGCAUUCCCACUCGCAGCGGCUGCAGCGGCAGAAGCAGAAGAAGCAGCUGCUCCACGCUGAGCUGGCGAAGGCGGCGUCUGCGGCCAGCGUGCACAGCAGCGGUCACCACUUGGUGUUUGACCAGGCCGCCGCGUGGCACGCGGUGCCGUCUGGCGGCGGCGCGGCCGGCGCCGGCGGGGCCCACUCGCCAGAGGGAGUCUUCGGGGCGGCGCUCCCGCUGCGGUCGCGGCGCGGGGCCGGCGGGCCGACCUGA